AUGCUGAGGACAACACUAUCUUUACGAUACCCGUUGACGAAGAGUCAGGUGGAAGAGGGAAUAAUGCGUACUGCAUCUUUUCAUGAGCUCCGGAAUACCCAACUGCACCUGUUAAUCGACAAGUUGGGCUUUCAAUCCUUAUGGAUUCUUCUUGUAUCAUCAUUAUCAUUAUUGCCUCAGCUUCUUUAUCGACAAUCCUCUUCUUUUUCCGAAUACUUCCCAUUUUGUUCUGUUACACAUUGCUUAUGA
Molecule: messenger RNA, 249 nt
Organism: Laccaria bicolor S238N-H82
Lineage: Eukaryota; Fungi; Basidiomycota; Agaricomycetes; Agaricales; Hydnangiaceae
Exons: 2
Coding region: 1-249 (82 amino acids)
Source: RefSeq, a predicted model, not a curated record